AGAAAUAAUAAGCGUGUAAAUUAUUUUCAAAAAUGGCUAAAUUUUUAGCCACUAUAAAAGCUAUAAUAACACGUUUGGUAUUCGCGUCGCACGGUUUUAUCGCUAUUUGGCAGGUAACAACGUUUAAGAAGAAUCCACUUUUCUGGUACCUGAGUUGUCCAAUUUUGCUCCUCUUUUUUGAGGGUGUUUUUACUCUCACUAUAAAAGAAAACCAAGAAUGGAAAUGGUUUUGCCCUUCAGUAUUCUUAUAUUUAAGCAGCGUAGUACCAGCAAUUUGGCUCUUGGAACUUGACAAAGUUGAUAAGAGAUUGAGAUCUCGGGAAUCUAAUAUCAACAUAUCCGAGAAUUUUGAUUUAUCUAAUUUGGCAGCCGAAGAUUUGAAACAUUUAGAAAAAGCUUUGGGUGUAAACAUUAAUUUACCAGACAUCCAAAUAUCCACUGAAACCUGGGUGACUUUAAUAGAACAAUUUUUAAUGCUCGUCUUAAUAAUCGGUCGAUGGAUGUUACCGAAAGGAGAUCUUACGAGAGAUCAAUUGAGUCAGUUAUUGUUGGUUUAUAUCGGAACUGCUGCCGACAUUAUUGAAUUCUUCGAUUCCUUCAAGGAGGACAGAAUAGCUCGUGAACCAGUCUUGGUAUAUUUAACUUUGGGAAUUUGGGCUUGGUCAUUGAUGCAAUUCACCGUCGUCCUCACUGCUACUAAAUCGAGAAAAUCACGAUUAUCUUCCGGAAGUGCUACGAAGAAGAGGGUGCAAACGGAAACAGGUUGUUGUAGUAUCGAUAUUUGGGGCAUUGCUCUUAACAUGAUCCUUCAGGAUGGACCUUUUCUGGCAUUUAGACUGAUUCUAAUAAUACAUUAUCAAAUAGUCAGUUACAUGAAUAUAUUUUUCACAUGUAAGAACACCUUGGUAAUACUCUUACAACUGUACAGAUUAUACGUCGUUCACAGUGAAAGUAAUAGCAAACGAAAGAAAGAGAAGUACGAGAAAUAUGAAGUACCUAACAUCAGUAUUAUUUCUCGAACUGAUAUGUCUAAAGAAACGAGAAGUAGAAGAUCUCAAGAUGAUAGAAAGAGGAAAAGGAGACGGGAAAGAGAUGUAGAAGAAAAUUUAUCUGAUUCGGAGGAUUCUACCGAAGAAAUCGAUAAAUUCGAUUCGUCGCCAAAGCAAACGAUUCGUUCUAAACGAAAAACUCGUCAGGAUACUGGUUACUCAACAUCAAGUUCUCGCAAUUCGUCAAAACACAUAAAAUCGCAGAGACAAGAGAGUAGAAGAAACAAAGGUUCGCGCAAAAGCGAAUCCAAAAGUCGUGAGGAUUCGAGUGACAAUGAGACACGUAAAAGAAAAACCAAUAAAUCUAGCGAAAGAAGAACACUUGAAGAUGGUAGAACGAAAAGUAGAAGCGAGGAUUCUAGUAAGAGUUCUAGUAAAAAAGAAAAAUGUGAAACUGAGAGUGAUUUCUCGACGCAGGAUGUCAAUGGCAAUAAAACUCCUAGUCAGAGCAGCGAUUCAGAAUCUGAAAAAAGAAGUAGCAAACGAGUUCAACGUAAACGACGACAAAACAAGGACUGACAACGAAAUCUUGACAUUGUUGCUUUGUUCUGUCUCUAUUCAACAAUUUUGGUCGUUUUUGUACUUAUUAUACAUACCGGGAUCAACGACGGUUUGAUAUUAGUCUCAAGAACGAAAGCAAAUAUUUUAU
Messenger RNA from Vespula vulgaris, 1698 nucleotides. RefSeq names its product transmembrane protein 26. The coding region runs from base 33 to 1568 and encodes 511 amino acids. The transcript has 6 exons. The record is from RefSeq and is a predicted model, not a curated record. NCBI's taxonomy places the organism in Eukaryota, Metazoa, Arthropoda, Insecta, Hymenoptera, Vespidae.